This is a messenger RNA of Cydia pomonella (codling moth), 8455 nucleotides long. It is a transcript of the gene Hsc70-3, whose product is annotated as endoplasmic reticulum chaperone BiP. Gene Ontology annotation, molecular function: ATP binding; misfolded protein binding; heat shock protein binding. The record is from RefSeq and is a predicted model, not a curated record. Gene Ontology annotation, biological process: protein refolding; cellular response to unfolded protein; endoplasmic reticulum unfolded protein response. Bases 173 to 2140 code for a protein of 655 amino acids. Lineage: Eukaryota; Metazoa; Arthropoda; Insecta; Lepidoptera; Tortricidae. The transcript is spliced from 4 exons. Gene Ontology annotation, cellular component: endoplasmic reticulum chaperone complex; membrane; nucleus.
CGGCGGCGGCGUGCGAAACUUCAGUUCACUCUGAAAAAUCGAAAGCAAACGAUCACAGAAUAUCGUGACUCGAGAAGCAAGUUACUCAUUCCAGUGCUGUCGUGGCUGUGAAUUACUUAUUACCUGAAUUUAACUUUAGUUAUCUAAUUAAAUUGUUAAUAUAGGUGCAACAAUGCGGUGGAGUUUACUGGCGUUAGCGUGUGUCGUGGCGGCAGUUUGUGCCGACGACAAAAAAGAAAAGGAUAAGGACAUUGGCACAGUCAUCGGUAUUGACUUGGGAACCACAUAUUCAUGUGUUGGUGUGUACAAAAAUGGCCGCGUGGAAAUCAUCGCCAACGACCAGGGUAACCGUAUCACUCCCUCAUACGUGGCCUUCACCCAGGACGGCGAGCGUCUCAUCGGUGACGCCGCCAAGAAUCAGCUGACCACCAAUCCCGAGAACACUGUCUUCGACGCCAAGCGUCUUAUCGGUAGGGAAUGGAGCGACACCACCGUACAACACGACGUCAAAUUCUUCCCCUUCAAGGUUGUAGAAAAGAACAGCAAACCCCACGUCUCCGUCAUGACCGCCCAGGGCGACAAGAUCUUCGCUCCCGAAGAAAUCUCCGCCAUGGUCCUCACCAAGAUGAAGGAAACCGCCGAGGCGUACUUGGGCAAGAAGGUCACUCAUGCCGUCGUCACUGUACCUGCCUAUUUCAACGACGCUCAGCGUCAGGCCACUAAGGAUGCUGGUGUCAUCGCCGGCCUCAACGUCAUGAGGAUCAUCAACGAGCCUACUGCUGCCGCCAUCGCCUACGGUCUCGAUAAGAGGGAGGGAGAGAAGAACGUUCUCGUAUUCGAUCUUGGUGGUGGUACCUUCGACGUGUCUCUUCUUACUAUCGAUAACGGAGUUUUCGAAGUCGUGGCCACUAACGGAGACACCCAUCUUGGUGGUGAGGACUUCGAUCAGCGCGUCAUGGAACACUUCAUCAAGCUAUACAAGAAGAAGAAGGGCAAGGACAUCAGGAAGGACAACCGUGCCGUGCAGAAGCUCCGUCGUGAAGUAGAGAAGGCCAAGCGCGCCCUGUCUUCCAGCCACCAGGUCAAGAUCGAAAUUGAAUCCUUCUUUGAGGGUGAAGACUUCUCCGAAACCCUGACUCGUGCCAAGUUCGAGGAGCUGAACAUGGACCUCUUCAGAUCUACCCUCAAGCCCGUCCAGAAGGUGUUGGAGGACGCCGACAUGAACAAGAAGGACGUCGACGAGAUCGUACUGGUUGGAGGUUCAACUCGUAUCCCCAAGGUCCAACAGCUGGUCAAGGAAUUCUUCAACGGCAAGGAGCCUUCCCGAGGCAUCAACCCCGACGAGGCUGUAGCGUACGGUGCCGCCGUCCAAGCCGGAGUCCUCAGCGGAGAACAAGACACUGAUGCUAUCGUACUUCUAGACGUCAAUCCUCUUACCAUGGGUAUUGAGACCGUCGGAGGCGUAAUGACCAAGCUAAUCCCCAGAAACACCGUCAUCCCCACCAAGAAGUCUCAGAUCUUCUCUACCGCCAGCGACAACCAGCACACCGUCACCAUCCAGGUCUACGAGGGUGAACGCCCAAUGACCAAGGACAACCAUCUCCUCGGAAAGUUCGAUCUUACCGGCAUUCCUCCCGCGCCUCGUGGUAUCCCUCAAAUCGAGGUCACAUUUGAAAUCGAUGCCAACGGUAUCCUCCAAGUGUCUGCCGAGGAUAAGGGCACAGGAAACCGGGAGAAGAUCGUGAUCACCAACGACCAGAACAGGCUGACGCCCGAGGACAUCGAGCGGAUGAUCAAGGACGCUGAGAAGUUCGCCGACGACGAUAAGAAGCUGAAGGAGCGAGUGGAGGCCAGGAACGAGCUUGAGAGCUACGCUUACUCCAUCAAGAACCAGCUCCAGGACAAGGAGAAGCUGGGUGCUAAGGUAUCAGACGAUGAGAAGAGCAAGAUGGAGGAAGCCAUUGACGCAGCGAUCAAAUGGCUAGAGGACAACCAAGACACAGAUGCAGAGGAAUACAAAAAGCAGAAGAAGAGCCUAGAAGAUGUUGUCCAACCCAUCAUCGCCAAGCUGUAUCAGGGAACCGGUGGAGUACCACCCCCCGGAGCUGGAGAUGAUGAAGACUUCAAGGAUGAGUUGUAACCACAAGGCCUGCAUGGAUGGAGACUUCCAAGCUUGGAUGAACCGGAUCUGAAUGUUGAUGAACUGUAAAACUGGAUAGAUUCAAAUUCUUCAGAGCCGGCACAGGUCUUUUGUGAUCUCCUGCCUAUACGGAUUAUAAACAGUACAAUUUGUGGAUAACCCGUAUCUAAACAGCGUGUAGUGGAUAUUUAUUGUGUGUAUGGGGGCCUUAACGCGCGCGUUUAGGUAAAGUAUUCUUAAUUUAAACUUGCGCGUUUUGGUUAGUGUGUUUGGGCGUGUGGGGGCCAGUCGACGGCGUUUUAAAUCUAGCGAUCAAGCCGGUGGCUGCCUCGUUAAUGCAUUUCUAUUAGACUUUUUUCAAUUCUGCUCUCUGUUACUCGUUACUGUAAUGAUCGUUAUCAACGUGCAGGUUUCAUAGCAAAGAAUGGUUGGCAAAAUAUAUAUACAAAAGAAUUUUUAUAAUUAUCAUUACCUAUAUAAUAAAUGUCUAUUAUUCAAAUUAUGCCAAAUGAACAACUAAAAUUUGUUCAAUGAAUUUGGGUGUCAGUUGUAGACGUCAUUAGAAAAAAACAUUUUAAGAAACCAAAUGACCUUUCCACGUCAACGGAAUUAUUGUUAUUUAUAUUUACCAGUUAGAGUAUAGGACCCCUUUUCCUUCUUGGGACAGAAUAUUUCAGUGUCUUUUUUUUUCUGUUUGAUCGCAGCUAACCUAACAAGUUGCUCCUCGGUUCGCUCAUCUUCGCACCAAUUUUGCCUCUAUCACUUAAAUUUUCUUAGUCCUAAACACCUUUAACAAGUAGAGAAAAAUGCUUCAUGACAAAAGAUACUUAAUUUAACAUUUCCUACAUGAUAAAGUAAUGAAAAACUGAUGAUAGAUAAGAAUAAAAAAUCACACUGAAGUACCAAGAACGGCCCCCCCUUUCUUUCUUUUUUAUAUUAAAAGUCGAAGAAGGUUUACUAAUGUGAAGAAUUAUAUCAUGUAGUAAAUUAAUGAAAAAAUAUAUUGAUUAUUUACAUGUAUUGAUUUUUCUGCUAACCAUAUGCCUUGCUAUGAACACUGCAUGUUCAGAACGAUCACUACUCGUUAGAUAGGGGCAUAAGUUCCUUGAUUAGGGAUUUAUGCUCAUUUGUGAUCACUUUUUGACAACUUCUCUUCGUUUUUUUUAUACGUAUGUUAUUUUUUGAAUGAAAGGAUGUCUCCGGACGUAAAAAUUUGAGAUUUAGUCAAAAAGGGAUACGAGUAAUAGACAACCAAGUCUCUCGGGUGGUGGCGCGCUGCGUCCAUCUGCGUCCCUUUCGCAGUAGACCUGUUAGACAGAGAUGGAGACUAGACGCCAGUGUCCCGCUGCCUCAGGUUAAGUGUGUCUACAUUUAAUGUAUUCAAUAAUGCCAAUUUUAAAACUGAUUAAAAAAUAUAUUAACAAAAUAGGAUUAAUAGUUAAAUGUUAAAUACAAAUUUUAAUGCUCUCGAUAAUAACCGUUAGUAUUUUCAUAGUCCCAACGAUUAGACGAUUGUAAAAAAGAAUAGUUGCGUCAAGUAUUGGCAGUUGUGCCACAACUGUUGUUGGUUAUGGCAGAAUGUGGUCUGAAAACGUUACAUUUAGCAAAAUAUUGUGUUAAAUAAUUCUGCAGUUUGUAUUUUGACGGUGGUGCUGGUUUAGCAUUUGUUUAUAUUCACUACUAACAUUGAUACUAGUUUCUUUACUUUUUAGGGUUCCGUAGCCAAAUGGCAAAAAACGGAACCCUUAUAGAUUCGUCAUGUCCGUCUGUCUGUCCGAUUAUGUCACAGCCACUUUUUUCCGAAACCAUAAGAUCUAUACUGUUCAAACUUGGUAAGUAGAUGUAUUCUAUGAACCGCAUUAAGAUUUUUACACAAAAAUAGAAAAAAAAAUCGGGGGUUCCCCAUACUUAGAACUGAAACUCAAAAAAUCUUUUUUCAUUUUAGAGUUUGCAAGUUCGGUGACAUUAUUUAGUAUCUUGUUAUAGAAUUUUAUACAAUUUCCCAAGAACGACUUUCUUGUUUUAGCCAGUCUGUAAAAUGUUACUUUAAGCUUUCUUGCGUUUUCUUUGGCUCCGACUUUAGCCCUUAACCCAGUUAGGCCGCUUUAACCAGGAUUUCGCACGGUCUGAAGGGCAUUGAUGAGAAGAACAUAGGCCACAGCUCCAUAUUACAGAAGCCCCCAAACAGCGUUAUCCCCUUGAUUGUGUGCGACACCUUCGAGGAGACCAAAGAAAACAGUCCAACUAAAUCGGCGCCCGUGACCCCAAUAAUUGAAAGGAAAAUAAACAACACGCUGUACAGUCAGCGUCAAAUACUUUGUAGCAACCAAAGUAGCCAAAUAGUUCGGUACACCAUAUAUUUAGUAUGGUGUACCGAACUAUUUGGCCACUUUGACUGCUACAAAAUAUUUGACGCUGACUGUACCAAGACCUAAGAUUAAUCUUAUAUACACUCCCACCAGACUUACGAGAUCAGCUUAAGAAUUAAACGGCGAUGGCUCCGCCGCUUCCCGCGCGUCGCUCAGGACUAGCUCCACCAACAACGUGGCUCGCAAGAACACCCCGACCAGUAUGUCUCGACCCAACACGCAGAGACAGGUCUAGUGAAAACUGACUAGCCUUUUAUUUAAAUUUUUUCGGCGUUAUGGUCCGUUAAAUUGUGACAAUAACAAUAAUCAAAAUUAAAAAGUUAUAUUAUAACUUAUUGUUAUUGUAUCUCGUUUUGUGCACAUCCGUACUAGAAAAACCGGCCAAGUGCGUGUCGGGCAACGCAUAAUGGAGGGUUCCGUACCUUCAUACAAUACAAAAAGCCAGACAAGCAAAAGAGCGAAUGUUCGUGGCACUUUCUUCGUUUUAAUAAGAAGAUAUUCAAAAUAAUUUUCCUGAAAAAGUAUUUAUUACAGUUUAAUUAUUUACCUUACUAAGAUGCGACUUACAUAAUACACCUUCGUUCCAUAUAUCGUUAUAAAAUAUAUCGUAUAGUUUUCGAGUAAAAUGGUUGUGACAUACGGACAGACAGACAGACGGCAAUGGCGAAACUAUAAGGGUUUUUGCCAUUUUGGCUACGAAACCCUAAAAAUAUUAUUUAAUAGCGCUACGAAUUGAUCAUGAUAACUUUUUACCGUUAGUAUUUUCAUAGUCCCAACGAUUAGACGAUUGUACAAAAGAAUAGUUGCGUCAAGUAUUGGCAGUUGUGCCACAACUGUUGUUGGUUAUGGCAGAAUGUGGUCUGAAAACGUUACAUUUAGCGAAAUAUUGUGUUAAAUAAUUCUGCAGUUUGUAUUUUGAUGAUGGUGCUAGUUUAGCAUUUGUUUAUAUUCACCACUAACAUUGAUACUGGUUUCUUUACUUUUUAGGGUUCCGUAGCCAAAUGGCAAAAAACGGAACCCUUAUAGAUUCGUCAUGUGCGUCUGUCUGUCCGAUUAUGUCACAGCCACUUUUUUCCGAAACCAUAAUAGCUAUACUGUUCAAACUUGGUAAGUAGAUGUAUUCUAUGAACCGCAUUAAGAUUUUUACACAAAAAUAGAAAAAAAAAUCGGGGGUUCCCCAUACUUAGAACUGAAACUCAAAAAAUCUUUUUUCAUUUUAGAGUUUGCAAGUUCGGUGACAUUUAGUAUCUUGUUAUAGAAUUUUAUACAAUUUCCCAAGAACGACUUUCUUGUUUUAGCCAGUCUGUAAAAUGUUACUUUAAGCUUUCUUGUGUUUUCUUUGGCUCCGACUUUAGCCCUUAACCCAGUUAGGCCGCUUUAACCAGGAUUUCGCACGGUCUGAAGGGCAUUGAUGAGAAGAACAUAGGCCACAGCUCCAUAUUACAGAAGCCCCCAAACAGCGUUAUCCCCUUGAUUGUGUGCGACACCUUCGAGGAGACCAAAGAAAACAGUCCAACUAAAUCGGCGCCCGUGACCCCAAAAAUUGGAAAGGAAAAUAAACAAGACCUAAGAUUAACUCCCACCAGACUUACCAGAUCAGCUUCAGAAUUAAACGGCGAUGGCUCCGCCGCUUCCCGCGCGCCGCUCAGGACUAGCUCCACCAACAACCUGGCUCGCAAGAACACCCCGACCAGUAUGUCACGACCCAACACGCAGAGACAGGUCUAGUGAAAACUGACUAGCCUUUUAUUUUUAUUUUUUCAGCGUUAUGGUCCGUUAAAUUGUGACAAUAACAAUAAUCAAAAUUAAAAAGUUAUAUUAUAACUUAUUGUUAUUGUAUCUCGUUUUGUGCACAUCCGUACUAGAAAAACCGGCCAAGGGCGUGUCGGGCAACGCAUAAUGGAGGGUUCCGUACCUUCAUACAAUACAAAAAGCCAGACAAGCAAAAGAGCGAAUGUUCGUGGCACUUUCUUCGUUUUAAUAAGAAGAUAUUCAAAAUAAUUUUCCUGAAAAAGUAUUUAUUACAGUUUAAUUAUUUACCUUACUAAGAUGCGACUUACAUAAUACACCUUCGUUCCAUAUAUCGUUAUAAAAUAUAUCGUAUAGUUUUCGAGUAAAAUGGUUGUGACAUACGGACAGACACAGACAGACGGCAAUGGCGAAACUAUAAGGGUUUUUGCCAUUUUGGCUACGAAACCCUAAAAAUAUUAUUUAAUAGCGCUACGAAUUGAUCAUGAUAACUUUUUACCGUUAGUAUUUUCAUGCCGUUAGUAUUUUAGCCAGUCUGUAAAAUGUUACUUUAAGCUUUCUUGCGUUUUCUUUGGCUCCGACUUUAGCCCUUAACCCAGUUAGGCCGCUUUAACCAGGAUUUCGCACGGUCUGAAGGGCAUUGAUGAGAAGAACAUAGGCCACAGCUCCAUAUUACAGAAGCCCCCAAACAGCGUUAUCCCCUUGAUUGUGUGCGACACCUUCGAGGAGACCAAAGAAAACAGUCCAACUAAAUCGGCGCCCGUGACCCCAAAAAUUGAAAGGAAAAUAAACAACACGCUGUACAGUCAGCGUCAAAUACUUUGUAGCAACCAAAGUAGCCAAAUAGUUCGGUACACCAUAUAUUUAGUAUGGUGUACCGAACUAUUUGGCCACUUUGACUGCUACAAAAUAUUUGACGCUGACUGUACCAAGACCUAAGAUUAAUCUUAUAUACACUCCCACCAGACUUACGAGAUCAGCUUAAGAAUUAAACGGCGAUGGCUCCGCCGCUUCCCGCGCGUCGCUCAGGACUAGCUCCACCAACAACGUGGCUCGCAAGAACACCCCGACCAGUAUGUCUCGACCCAACACGCAGAGACAGGUCUAGUGAAAACUGACUAGCCUUUUAUUUAAAUUUUUUCGGCGUUAUGGUCCGUUAAAUUGUGACAAUAACAAUAAUCAAAAUUAAAAAGUUAUAUUAUAACUUAUUGUUAUUGUAUCUCGUUUUGUGCACAUCCGUACUAGAAAAACCGGCCAAGUGCGUGUCGGGCAACGCAUAAUGGAGGGUUCCGUACCUUCAUACAAUACAAAAAGCCAGACAAGCAAAAGAGCGAAUGUUCGUGGCACUUUCUUCGUUUUAAUAAGAAGAUAUUCAAAAUAAUUUUCCUGAAAAAGUAUUUAUUACAGUUUAAUUAUUUACCUUACUAAGAUGCGACUUACAUAAUACACCUUCGUUCCAUAUAUCGUUAUAAAAUAUAUCGUAUAGUUUUCGAGUAAAAUGGUUGUGACAUACGGACAGACACAGACAGACGGCAAUGGCGAAACUAUAUGUGUUUUUGCCAUUUUGGCUACGAAACCCUAAAAAUAUUAUUUAAUAGCGCUACGAAUUGAUCAUGAUCUUUUUCUGAUAAAUCGUCGAAUUUCGACUAUUAAAACAUUUUGCUAUGGAAAUGGCGUGUGGACGUCAUUAUUAUUGUAAUAGAUUAUAAAAUAUUGUAAACUGCUGAUAUUUUUUUACUCUUACCUUCUGUCUACUGUUUGAUGUAAAAAUUUGAAUUUCUUAUUAAUUUUAGAAUAAUUUAAUAUUAAUAUAAUUUUGCGCGUUUAACUAUGAGAGGUUUAAUUUGUUAAUGAGUCCAAUUAAGUUAGUUAUAUCAUAGUUAAACGCGCAAAAUUAUAUUAAUAUUAAAUUAUUCUAAAAUUAAUAAGAUUCAAAUAUUUAUGGCAUUUCUGUUGUUAUGUGUGGCAUUUUCUUGACACUUGUGGCAUUUCUGCCAGUCUUGAUGCAUUUACCAGUUGGGGCCUGUUUCCACCUAGAUUCCGUAGACAUACCGCCCAGAGGCGACCUCAGUGUCUGUAUUGUAUGUAAUUAUUGUGAGACUGCAUCCUCUUUAGGUAUAUUUAGCAAGUUAAUUAUGUAGAAGUUAAUUUCAAAUUGAAGGAGGGAGUUACAUAAUAAAAACAUUUUUUUAUGUAA